Messenger RNA from Aspergillus calidoustus, 675 nucleotides. The record is from the annotation of a GenBank genome assembly. Lineage: Eukaryota; Fungi; Ascomycota; Eurotiomycetes; Eurotiales; Aspergillaceae.
AUGACUGUAGUCGUCAACCCUCACAUCCCACUAGCAUCCGCUGCGGAUCGCGACAAGUUCCUCUUCCUCAUCCGAGACGUAGCACGCGAAACGCAGGAAAAUGAGCCACAAUGCUUGGCCUACUGCUGGACCACUCCAGUAGAAGAAUCAGAUCGCUCCGUGGAUUCCCCAGCCCUGGUUCAAGGCCUCGAAGUGUACGUAUACAUGCACAGCGUCAUUCCACACCCCCUAACAGCCACCAGCUACGCCACCGAAGAGGCCCUCGCAGUUACACAUCGCAACGGCAAGGCCUACAAGCACAUGCGCGAGGUAGUUGCCUCCACCGGUCUAUUGAGCUACCCCAAGGGCGGCGUACCCACGUACCGCCCGGCCGGCGGCGGGUUCCUAAGCAAGCCAGGUGUCCCAGAGACAGUUGGCUCCGAGGAGUAUUUUGUCCUCGUCAAGUAUAUAGUCCGUGGCGGCGAUGCUGUCUCUCGUGUGUUGAGGGAGGAGCGCCAGCUUGCUGAUGAGUUGAAGGGGAACGAGGGCGUCUUUGCGGUUUGGUCCUUUGUUCCUGAGGGUAGAAAUGAUGAUGAGGAGGAGGAGGAGGGGGUUUCGAUUGCACUGUUUAUUCGGUUGAGGGGCGUAGCUGACUAUGCUGGUGCUGUUGAGGAGUGUGUUAGCCAGUUCGAGUAG